GUCUUUAACUUUCGGUUUGAAAAAUGGAAAGACAAGCGACCAACCUUCCAGCUGUAUGGAGUGAUGACACGAGAAUGUCUGUUUUAUUUGCACCCUUCAGAGAAAAAUCAUUAAAUCCAUCAUCAUGGAAACAAAAGAUGUCCUUUUGGUCGCAGUUAAUUCUGGAAGAAAGCCGAUCCAGUCUAACUCCCAUAAUUGAUUUAAAUUCUUUACAGAUAAAAUUUACGAGGAAUGGAAAAGUCCCACUUUGCUUAGAUGUUGUCUUGGAAGAACUGUUAAGAUCGAAUACUAUUAAAAUGUUGUCAAACACAGGGUCAUCACCAGUGAAGCAGAGACCAUCAUGGCUCACUUGGGGAUACGAUACAUUUCUGAAGACACCAGUAAAAUGGGGUAUAAACUACAUGUCAUCCAGUCAAACAGAAUCCAAAGAUACAAAGUACAUUGUUAUAGAAGUUUUACAUAAAAAAUGUGAGCAGAUUGUACAAGAGCAUCAGUGUGGUUUGUAUUGUGAAGUUACAGACUCUGUGAUAGAAUAUAGUCAGUUGUGGAAGAAAAGUCAGUCAUUAUGUGAAAGCGAGACGGAAUUUGACAUUAUCCUAGAGGAACUUGUCAAACAGAGGAAAGUAACAGUACAUAAUGAAAACACACACACUAUUAUCAAAUUUGUUAACAAAGGUGAUAAAACAGUAAAACCUGUAUCUAAAAGAGAUAUGGAGAUUUUCAGAAUAAAGAUGACAAGAGAUAUGUUAACAGAUAAAAUUGAUUCUUUAACAUCUGAUAUUGACAAAUUAAAGAAAGAAGCUCUUAGGGUGAAGAAAGCUAGUAAAACUCAGGCAUUAAGGUGUUUAAGACAAAAGAGAAUUAUAGAAAGCAGAAUAGAUAAAUUAACAGGAUCUCUGGAUAUAUUAGACAAUAUUUUAAACCAGAUAUCCCAUUCUGUAUCAGAUGAAAUGGUUGUGAAAGCAUUAGAAUCUGGGAACAAUGUACUGAAAUCCUUGACAGGGAAAACAACUACAGACCACAUUACAAAUGUAAUGGAUGAACUUACUGAGGUAUUAGAACAGCAAGCAGAGAUACAAGACCAGAUAAGUUCUGGACCUUCAGGUCUGGACAUUAGUAGAGAAGAAUUAGAGGCAGAAUUAGAAGAUAUCAUGAGAGAUGAAGUAAAGGAGAAAGAUUCAGAAUUAUUGAUAGAUGACAUUAUCAGUGGAUUAACAGAUUUACAUUUACCCAAAGUUCCGUCAGCUUCCAUAGAUGAGCCUGUAUCACCAUUCCAGGCUCCAGAAAAAGUUCCAACCACAGGAAUUUCAACAUCUGUAUCACCACAAAAGUUUUCAAAGGCUCCAGGAACAUCACCACAAAAAUUGCCUAGUCCAAACAGAACACCUGAGCCACCACAGAUAUCACAAAGUAACUUGUAUAAGCAGUCCCCUAUGGUGGAUGGUAUAUACAUUGGUGAAUUAGAUCUAUCAUUAGAACUUCCAGAUGUUCCAACUUUUACACCAUAUGUUGAUAUCAAUAAAAAGGAAGCUUGUCUAGAUUCAUGACAAAUUGAGGAUAUUUUUUAUAUACU
This is a messenger RNA of Mytilus californianus (California mussel), 1573 nucleotides long. RefSeq names its product charged multivesicular body protein 7-like. The transcript has 10 exons. NCBI's taxonomy places the organism in Eukaryota, Metazoa, Mollusca, Bivalvia, Mytilida, Mytilidae. Gene Ontology annotation, biological process: late endosome to vacuole transport via multivesicular body sorting pathway; vesicle budding from membrane. The record is from RefSeq and is a predicted model, not a curated record. The coding region runs from base 24 to 1547 and encodes 507 amino acids. Gene Ontology annotation, cellular component: ESCRT III complex; cytoplasmic side of plasma membrane; multivesicular body.